GACCCUAGUUUGCACAAAGUUGGACAUAGUAUCGAAGAGAAAAUGGAGAAGGGGACAAUGGUGAUGCAGAAAUACCAAAUCGGGCGGCUGUUGGGGCAGGGGACCUUCGCCAAGGUGUACCACGCCAGGAACACGAAAACAGGGGAGAACGUCGCCGUGAAGAUCAUCGACAAAGAAAAGGUCCUCAAGGUGGGUCUGAUCGAGCAGAUAAAACGCGAAAUCUCCGUCAUGAGGCUCAUCAAACACCCCAACGUCGUCCAGCUCCACGAGGUCAUGGCCAGCAAGACCAAGAUCUACUUCGCCAUCGAGUACGUCCGCCGCGGCGAACUCUUCGGCAAGAUCGCCAAGGGGAGGCUCAAGGAGGACGCCGCCCGGCGGUACUUCCAGCAGCUGGUGGCCGCCGUGGACUUCUGCCACAGCCGCGGCGUGUACCACCGCGACCUAAAGCCCGAGAACCUCCUCCUCGACGAAGCCGGGAACCUCAAGGUCUCCGACUUCGGGCUGAGCGCCCUGGCCGAGUCCCGCCGCCAGGACGGCCUCCUCCACACCACCUGCGGGACCCCCGCGUACGUCGCCCCGGAGGUGAUCACCAAGAGGGGGUACGACGGCGAGAAGGCCGACAUAUGGUCUUGCGGCGUCAUCCUCUUCGUCCUCCUCGCCGGGUACCUCCCCUUCCGGGACUCCAAUCUCAUGGAAAUGUACAAGAAGAUCAGCCGCGGAGAUUUCAAAUGCCCCCGGUGGUUUCCGCCGGAGGUGAAGAAGCUCCUCUCCAGGAUUCUUGAUCCAAACCCUGUUUCAAGAAUCCCUCUCUCCAAACUCAUGCAAAACUCUUGGUUCCAAAAGGGGUUCGUCCAAUUCCGGUCGCCGUCGUCCCCCGACCAAGAACUCUCCCCCCGGAGCGUCCUCGAAAUCGAACUCCUCGUAGACGGAGACCAGACCGCCGCCGCCGCCGGAACCUCGGACGCGUCGAUGAAGCCGACGUGCCUGAACGCGUUCGACAUCAUCUCACUGUCCCCCAGCUUCGACCUGUCGGGGCUGUUCGACGUGGGCACGAGCCGGAAGCCGGAGUCGCGGUUCACGAUGCAGCAGCCGGCCUCGACGAUCGUGUCGAGGCUGGAGGAGAUCGCGGUGACGGAGAGCUUCAGGGUGGAGAAGAAAGAUGGGACGGUGAAGCUGCAGGGGAGCAAGCAGGGGAGGAAGGGGCGGCUGGCCAUCGACGCCGAGAUCUUCGAGGUCACGCCGUCGUUUCACGUGGUGGAAGUGAAGAAGAGCUCCGGCGACACGAUGGAGUACCGGAAGUUCUGUGAGCACGAGUUGAAGCCUUCUUUGAAGGACAUCAUUUGGAAAUGGGAAGGCUCUGAGCAGCAGCACAAGUGAUGAAUUUUUAUUUAACUUGCAUUUAUAUAUGUUGAUAAUAAUAAUUAAUAAUUAAUGAUCAGGAAAUUAAAUGCAUAUUGAAACUAUUUUCUAAAAUUAUAUUAAGAGUCCGGUAGAAGGUCCGUGGAUAUGGGCGCCGUGAACCGAAGUUUGAGGAGAGGCAAAGCUAAAGCCACCUCCGACGGUUCGACCUCACGCGGUUCUCGAGGAAGACACUCCGUCUCUUCCUUUCCUACUAUCCCCGAUCACUUAAUCGGGGACGCUAUGACGGAUGAAAAUUCGACCAUAUUUAUUCUGAUAGAGGGACGCAAAUCUCCCCACUCUUGAUAGUGUAUUCGAAGAUCUUGAUGAAGUAAGAUUGGAUAAUCUACACGGAGACGAGGAGCCUACACCGCAGAGCAACGACGUCGACGUGGAGGCAGGUGAGCCCGAGACCUCUCGAGGUCCGGACAAAGGUAAAAAAAAAUAUAUAUCAGAUUUAUUUGUUUAUCAUUUUGACAAAGAAAUAAAAGAUGGCGUAGUUUAUGGAACUUGUAAACAUUGUGAGACCGUCAUAAAAAUGGGAGUUUCCGGCGGUUAUGGCGGUUCGGAAAAACACCUAAGGUCGAGGCAUCCCGUGGAGUACGCCAAAUACGAGGCAAAAAAGAAGGGACGACAAGAAGUGCAAACCCAAAUUUCUCGUUUGCAAACAGAGGUAAGGGCGGCCUUUUUGCUUACAGCGACGAGCAAAAUAAGCAAAAAAUGGCCGAAAUGAUUUGUGAAGAAAAUUUGCCAUACAUG
Molecule: messenger RNA, 2157 nt
Organism: Cuscuta campestris
Lineage: Eukaryota; Viridiplantae; Streptophyta; Magnoliopsida; Solanales; Convolvulaceae
Source: the annotation of a GenBank genome assembly